UCUCUCUAUGAUGUCUCUUCUGUUGUGGACCCCACUUCCUUUUUUCUAUUAAUUUCUUUUUUUUUUUCCAAAAAAUAUUUUCCCUUUCCUUCUCGAACCCACGUUUUUCUUUUUUCCUUCCCACCCUUCUCUUCCUUAUCAUUUACUCUCCUUACCCAGAAACUUCUAGAAACAACAAAACCUCUCUCUCUCUCUCUCUCUCUCUCUCUCUACCCGGUGGCUUUGCUGAGCUUCUCACGUUGCAGUGACGGAGGUCAUUUUCAGGCACGGCGGUGUUCUUUACUUCUCCGAUUCCAAUACCUGAUUCUCCCUCGGUGUGUUUUUCUUCGGUUUCUAAUCCGGAGGGAAGUUUAAUUGAUCAGAUUGAGAGGAGACUUGUUGAAAAUCGGAGAUCCUUGUGGUUCAGAUCUGGGAGAAGAGGCGAUGGCUCCGUCGCCGGCGGAACCGAUCGGCGAUUCUGGAACAGGAGAUUCUCAGAGAUCUAUACCUACGCCGUUUCUAACCAAAACUUAUCAACUGGUUGAUGAUCCGGCUGUGGAUGAUCUUAUCUCGUGGAAUGAAGAUGGAUCUACCUUCAUAGUUUGGCGACCCGCCGAAUUUGCUCGAGAUUUACUUCCUAAAUACUUUAAACACAAUAAUUUCUCUAGUUUCGUCCGCCAACUCAACACUUACGGAUUCCGAAAGGUUGUGCCGGACCGAUGGGAAUUUGCGAAUGAUUGUUUCCGGAGAGGUGAGAAAGGACUUCUCCGUGACAUUCAGCGGCGGAAAGUAGCGCUGUCGUUAACAACAACGACCGCGACGGCGACGCCAGCUGCGGUGGCUGUGCCGGUAGCGGUGGCGGCGUCUCCAGCAGUGUUGGCUCACGUGAUAUCGCCGGCGAACUCUGGGGAAGAGCAGGUUACGUCCUCGAACUCUUCACCGAUGACAUUUCAGCGAGGUACGAGCUGCACAACGACGCCGGAACUUGUGAGAGAGAACGAGCGGCUAAGGAAGGAGAAUAUGCAACUGAGUCACGAGUUGACUCAGUUGAAAGGACUCUGCAACAACAUACUUUCUUUGAUGACGAAUUACGCUUCAGAUCACAACCAUCAGUUGGAAUCGGUGAGUGUCCGGGACGGGAAGGCACUGGAGCUUUUACCGGCGAGACAGGUGAUGGAAGACGAAGGCGCCGUCAGCGACGGAGCUCAAGAGGUGAGACUGAAGAUGGAGGAGACGAUGGCAGCGGCGGUAGGAAUGACGCCGAAACUGUUCGGAGUAUCGAUCGGAGUGAAGCGGAUGAGGAGAGAGGAACAAGAUGAAGAAGAAGAGAUGGUGGGGCAAAACCAUGUACAGUCGGAAGAAGGUGAGACCGGGUCAGAGAUCAAAGCUGAACCGUUGGAUGAAAACUCUGAAAAUCCAGAGGGAUCCGCGUCGCCGUGGCUGGAACUCGGAAAUCAAGGCUCUUGACAUGAAACGACGUCGUCGAGGGAGUUGGAAAAAUGCCGUCGUUCCGAUGGGCUGUCGUCAUAAAUGACGGAGAAAAAGAAGAUAAGGUUUUUUUUUUUUUUAUCCUUGGAAAAUAGAAGAUGGCAGAGACAAGAGGAGACCAAAACGGGCCUAGACAGAACGAAGAAUCUCACGUGCCAAACACGCGAGUUGGAAAAUAUACAAAUUUUACAAUAUUUAUUUGUUUUUAAUUUAUUUUUCUUUCUUUGAUCUCUUCUUGACGGGCUUAGGAUGGUUGGUCCUUGUGGAAGACGAAACCGUGGAAAAUCCACCGGCUGGGUCGGUCGGUGAAACGGGUAAAAUGACGGAAAAACCCAAGAAGAAGGGUAGUAUCAGUAUGUAAUUUUUAAUUUAAGUACGGAAGAAGGGAAAAAAAAAACCCCGUCAGUUAUGUGGUUCUCUUGUUUCCCGGUGUCCGGUAGCGGGUUCGAAUGUGACGUGUAUUGUAUGGGCUAGCCCAAUGUAACGUCUUUCCUUUGGUGUUUACCAUUUUUUUACCGUUUGAUUGAGGAAAAUAGCAACUUCAAUUUUGUGAAUAUAAAUUUUGGUAA
Messenger RNA from Benincasa hispida (wax gourd), 2036 nucleotides. It is a transcript of the gene AT-HSFB2B, whose product is annotated as winged-helix DNA-binding transcription factor family protein. Gene Ontology annotation, cellular component: nucleus. Lineage: Eukaryota; Viridiplantae; Streptophyta; Magnoliopsida; Cucurbitales; Cucurbitaceae. The record is from RefSeq and is a predicted model, not a curated record. Gene Ontology annotation, molecular function: RNA polymerase II cis-regulatory region sequence-specific DNA binding; DNA-binding transcription factor activity. Gene Ontology annotation, biological process: regulation of transcription by RNA polymerase II.